Pyrus x bretschneideri (Chinese white pear) is the source of this 594-nucleotide messenger RNA. RefSeq lists its product as uncharacterized. The coding region runs from base 133 to 405 and encodes 90 amino acids. Lineage: Eukaryota; Viridiplantae; Streptophyta; Magnoliopsida; Rosales; Rosaceae. The transcript has 3 exons. The record is from RefSeq and is a predicted model, not a curated record.
CCCACUCCGGGAGACAGCCAAUCAAAGUGGCGGCUCGGGUUGUCUUUCUUCCUUCCUUGGUCCCUGUUUUAGCAUUUCAAGCCCUCAUCGCAUUUUUCUCUCCGGUAAUCUCCGUACGGUGCGUUUCAAUCAAUGGCUGCGAAUCGCUGGCUGAGGCCCGAGGUUUAUCCACUGUUCGCGGCCACAGGGGUCGCGAUAGGGAUCUGCGGGUUGAGUCUGUUCCGCCACAUCACCAUCAACCCUGAAGUCAGAGUGAGCAAGGAGGGCAGAGCUGCUGGAGUAUUGGAUAAUCACGCCGAAGGAGAAAAGUACAAAGAGAAUUUCUUGAGGAAAUUUGUCCGCAACAGGGCACCGGAAAUUAUGCCCGCCAUCAACGGUUUCUUCACCGACCCGAAAAAUAAUUGAACUGGUUUGAGUAGCCGGUUAAGAGAAGAAGAUGCCAGAGAUCGAGACUCUGUAACUGCUAUUAGUCGUUGGAGCUUUAGAGGUUGUGUUUAAUUUUUACUUCCUGUGUGGAGGUUAUUGCAUUUGAAAUAAUCGGAGUGAAUGACAAUGUGCACUUGAAUUUAGUUUUAUUUGUGUUGAUUAACUGCC